CGGGAGCCUCGAGGCCCUCCCGGUCCAGCCGGGGGUUUGGGGGUUCCGGGGGCACGGCAGCCGCAGGGAGUCCCAGGGCUGCCCCCGGCCCUGUCCGGUGCCGGUGUGAGGGCAGCGGGUCGGAAACCGGCGGUGCCGGCGCCUUGGCGGAUGCCGCCAGGCGUAACCGGGGGUUCAGCUGGGCUGAACUGGUCCGUGGCACCGGGGAUCCCGCUGCCCGCCCGGAACAGCCGGAACACUGGGGCGGGCACGGGCAGCGUCUGGGUCACCGGCCCCGGGAGUAUCACCGGGGGGAAGGUUCCCCGUUCCGCCCGGUUCCCGCUGCCGGCAAGGCCUGGGGCUCCCGGUCCCGGGGCAGUACUCGGGGGUAUCCGGUGGUGCGUGCCGGGCAGGGUCCGGAGAGGUCCCGGCCGGUGCCGGUGCCGGUGCCGGUGCCGGUGCCGGUGCGGGAGGCGGCGCUGUCCCCGCCGGCCGGAAGCGGAAGUGACGCGGCCCCGAGCCCCCCACCCUCCCCCCCGCGACCCCCGGCAGCGGAGCGGCCGCCGCAGGCCCGAUGGACGCGGAGGCGCCCCGGGGGCUGUAGGACCCCCCCGCCCUCCCCACCCCAGCACCGGCAGCCGCGGCCGGGCCGGGCCGGGCUCCCGCCGUGCCGGGGGUCCCGCCGGUCCCCGCGUCCUCGCGCCAUGUCGGGGGCCCUGAGCAAGCGCAGCGACCUGGCCAACGACAACCGGUGCCCGGGGCUGAGCCUGGGGCUGGCGGCGGCCCCCGACCCCCGCACCGGCCCCGGGGGGGCCCCGGCCGAGGAGCUGCCCGGCGCCGGGUGGGCGAAGGCCGGGCAGGACCAGAACCGCAACGAGCUCGAGCCGGGGCCGGGGCCGGGGCGGUCUCCCGGGGCGCACGGGGAGUCCCCCGGAGCCCUCGAGCCGGGGGUCCGGGCCCGCAAUGCCCGGAACGCCGCCGGGAACCCGCGGGCUCUGCUGAUCGGCGCCUCGGAGGAGGAGGAGGAGGAUGAAGAUGAGGAGGAGGACGAGGAGGAGGAGGACGGCGCCGGGGUCUCUCCGCCGGCUCUGGGCACGGAGCGGGCCCUGCGGGAGCCCCCGGGGCGCAGCGCCAGCCGCCUCUUCGGGGGGCCCGGCCCCGGCAGCGACGAGGACUCGAGCUGGGCCACGCUGAGCCAGGGCAGCCCCGGCAGCUCCCCCGAUGAGCCAGAGUCGCUGUGGCCGUGUGGCGCGGGAGCACACGGGGACCUGCCCCCCGGCUGGCUGCGGGUGCAGGACACCUCGGGCACCUACUACUGGCACGUCCCCACUGGGACCACGCAGUGGGAGCCCCCCGGCGGGCCCCACGAGAGCCCUUCCGAUGGCAGCACCCCCACCGAGGGGCCCACCCUUUCCUGGACGAGCUUUGCCCCGGCCGAGACCUUCAACGAUGGGGACUUGUGGAAGGACCCCACAGCUGAGGAGGAGGAGGAGGAGGAAGAGGAAGAUGAGCCAGGAGUGUCAGACCUGGAGAUGCUGUCACCAGGCCCAGGAUCACCGGGAGAGGGCAUGGCCCUGAGCGAGGAGGAUGUGCUGGACUCCAAGGCACGGGCGCUGCUGCUGCUGGAGGAGCGCACGCUGAAGCUGGUGGACCCCCAGGACCGGGCCCUGCUGCACGCGCAGCCCGUGGGCGGCAUCCGCGUGUGGGGCGUGGGGCGGCACGGCAGCAGGGACUUUGCAUACGUGGCCCGGGACCCCCUGACGCAGGUGCUGAAGUGCCACGUGUUCCGCUGCGAGGGGCCCGCCAGCGCCAUCGCUGCUGGGCUGCACCGGGUCUGUGCUCAGCUGACAGCGGAGCGGCGAAGUGCCCGGGCAGCAGGCAACGGCCUGGGGACAGACCCCCCCCGGCUGGGAGAGCCUCCCCUGCAGGUGGAGUUCCCAGCCCCCAAGAGUGAGGUGGUUCAGCGCUUCCCCGUGUGUUACCUGGGCUGUGUCCCCGUGGCCAAGCCAGUGGGCAUGGAUGUGAUCAACGCGGCACUGGAGGCGGCGCUGGCCCCUGGCUCAGGGGAGCCCCCUGCGCCCACCCCCGUGGUGGUCAGUGUGGCCCCCGCCACCCUCACCAUUGCUCACCGCCAGACAGAGGCGGUGCUGUGCGAGUGCCGCGUGCGGUUCCUGUCCUUCAUGGGGGUGGGACGCGACGUCCGCGCCUUCGCCUUCAUCAUGGCCAGCGCCCCCGGCACCUUCCGCUGCCACAUGGUGUGGUGCGAGCCCAACGCCGCGGGGCUCAGCGAGGCGCUGCAGGCCGCCUGCGUGCUCCGCUACCAGAAGUGCCUGGACGCGCGGCCCCAGGCCUCCAGCUCCUGCCUGCCGGCCCCUCCGGCCGACUCGGUGGCGCGGCGGGUGGGCUCCUCCGUGCGCCGAGGGGUGCAGACCCUCCUGGGGACCCUCAAACCGCGGCGGGGAGGGGCGCAGACCCCGUGAGUGGGGUGAGGGCACGGGGGGCAUGUGGCUGGGCAAGGCAGCGUCGGGGGGCAGGACCACGGACCCAACGCUCCGGGGCACAGAGUUACCCAGGGUGUUGGGUCGGGGGUCCUGCCCGCACCACUGCCCCCGCGGUGGGUCACGCCCCCCCCAAGGUCCCCAAUGCAUGUGGCGUAACGAGGGUCUGUGUUGUACUAAAUCAUUAAUUAAUAAACCCAUUCCACCA
This is a messenger RNA of Vidua macroura (Pin-tailed whydah), 2685 nucleotides long. RefSeq names its product amyloid beta precursor protein binding family B member 1 (gene APBB1). Bases 684 to 2459 code for a protein of 591 amino acids. Gene Ontology annotation, biological process: regulation of DNA-templated transcription. Gene Ontology annotation, molecular function: amyloid-beta binding; transcription factor binding. The record is from RefSeq and is a predicted model, not a curated record. The transcript has 13 exons. Gene Ontology annotation, cellular component: nucleus; cytoplasm. NCBI's taxonomy places the organism in Eukaryota, Metazoa, Chordata, Aves, Passeriformes, Viduidae.